AUCUCAUAUAACAAUAUUGUAUUCGAGUAAUCCACGUGUUAAUAAAUAUAUUGUUACUAAACUUAAAUAUAUAAAAAUGGGAAAAAUUAAACAAGAACCAAUUGAAAACGACGAAAAUGAUGUCUCGAUAAAAUCGGAACCGCAGAGCUACGGUGAUAAAGUCGAUCAUUGCAGCGUGAUCGCAAAACCCAUGGCACAUAAAAAAUUAAGCAAAAAGAUCUACAAACUUAUCAAGAAAUCUACUAGCCACAAGAAUUAUAUUAGAAAUGGUUUAAAAAUAGUACAAAAGCAAUUGCGACUUGGAGAAAAGGGGAUUGUCAUCUUUGCAGGUGACAUAUCACCAAUAGAGAUCAUGUGCCACCUGCCAGCUGUGUGCGAAGAGAAAGACGUCCCAUAUUGCUACACACCAAGCCGUAAAGACAUUGGUUCUGCUAUGGGAACCAUGAGGGGCUGCAUCAUGGUGUUAGUGAAGGAACAUGAGGAGUACAAAGACUUGUUUGAUGAAGUUAGAAGUGAAAUCAAAUUGUUAGGUCACCCACUUUAAGAUUCUAUUUUAAAUGAAAACAUAGGUUAAAUAUUAAUGAUAUAUCUGUGAAGACUAUACUAUUGUCAUUGUGACAAUACUGUUACAAUCACCAUAUCUAUGGGUUUGACCAGGACUUUAUGCAGUGCAGUUAAAUAUGUAUCUUAUUCAAAACUCAUUAAAAUUUCAAAUUCAACAACAAUAUAUGCUUCAUUGGUAUUUGUAUACUAGCAGUACUUUAAAUUUAAAUCUGGUUAAAUUAAGAAGCAAUUGUAAUAGUAUUACAUAAGGUAGAUAGUCAUAUAAUACAAUUGAAUAUUAUCAGUAAACCAUUACAUAAAUAUUAUUAUACACUAUGUAUUGGGUUCAUAAAUGCACUAAACUGAAAGCCAAGUAGAAUACUCAUGAAAUUGAAUCACACUCACCUAGAAACAAAGUGGAAAACU
Molecule: messenger RNA, 969 nt
Organism: Achroia grisella
Lineage: Eukaryota; Metazoa; Arthropoda; Insecta; Lepidoptera; Pyralidae
Gene: NHP2
Product: H/ACA ribonucleoprotein complex subunit 2-like protein
Exons: 2
Coding region: 77-544 (155 amino acids)
Biological process (GO): rRNA pseudouridine synthesis; snRNA pseudouridine synthesis
Cellular component (GO): box H/ACA snoRNP complex
Molecular function (GO): box H/ACA snoRNA binding
Source: RefSeq, a predicted model, not a curated record